AUGUCUGAGAAAUCGACUAGCGACGACGAUAAAGACAGUCCACCUGCGCAUUCACCAUCCCAUCGUCUAGAACUACUCAAACAACUCAAUUCAUUUAAACCACAUCGAUCUGCUGCACAUCCAGAAAUAAAACAAUGUGAUACUCUAUGUCCCGAAGUUCUUCAACAUCGUGAUAGUAUAUUGGAAAUACGUACUAGUGAAGAAGCUGUUACACCUCCCGAUAAUAUUAAUAAAAAUGGACAAUCACCUCUAAUAACAAUUAAUGUUGGUGGAAGUCGUUUUCAAACAUAUAUUUCAACUUUAGAAUUAUAUCCUGAUACAUUAUUAGGUAAUGAAGAUAAACGAAAUCAAUAUUGGAAUAAUGAAAUACAAGAAUAUUUUUUUGAUCGUCAUCGUGCUUGUUUUGAAUCUAUACUUUAUUAUUAUCAAUCAAAUGGUCGUCUUCGUCGACCAGAUUUUGUUCCAGUUGAUACAUUUCUUGAAGAAGUCGAAUUUUUUCUAUUAGGUGAAGAGGCAACUGCACAAGUUCAUGAAACAGAAAAUAUUAAAAUAAUUCAACAAGUUAAACUACCACGAAAGUUAUGGCGUCGAUAUAUUUGGUUUUAUUCAGAAUUUCCUCAAUAUUCAACUUUAGGUCGUGUAAUUAAUAUUGUAUCACUGAUUUUUACAGUAUUAUCUUGUUUAGCAUUAGCUAUUGAAACACUUCCAACUUAUAAUAAUCGUUGGGAAAAUAUGUGUAAAGAACAAUUUAAUAAACCUUUAAAUGGAACUUCUCUUCCACGAUGUUCAGCACUUUUUACAUCACCAUUUUUUAUUAUUCAAACUAUAUGUGUUAGCUUUUUUACAAUAGAAUUUCUACUAAGACUUAUAAGUACUCCAUCAUAUUCAAGUUUUAUUAUGGACCUUCUUAAUUGGGCUGACUUAUGUGCAAUUAUACCUUAUUUUGUUCUUACUGGCAUUGAAGUAAGCAGUAAAAAUAUAACUGCAAAUACAGAUGUUCUUACUGGUCUUCGUUUAUUUCGAAUUUUACGUUUUCUACGUAUUUUUAAAAUUUAUUUAGUUUUUAAAAGAUUAAGAACAUUAAGAGUUUUAAGUUCCACAAUAAAAGAAUCAUUAUUAGAUUUUGCCGUUAUGAUUGUUAUUCUUACAUUAAUUGCAUUUUUAUUUGGUUCAGCAGCUUAUUUUGCUGAAGAACAAAGUAAUGGAGUAGCUUUUGAUUCAAUACCUAAAGCAGUUUAUUGGGGUGUCAUUACAAUUACAGGAGUUGGAUAUGGAGAAAUAUAUCCGAUAACAGUAGCUGGUCGUAUUAUAGCUUGUUUAUGUGCACUUGUUGGUGCUGGUAUGAUGGGCAUGCUUGUUUCAGUUCUUGUUGAUAAAUAUCAACGAGUACAUAAAAGGAAAAUGUAUAUACCUGAUAAGCAUAUGACACCAGUAGAAUUAGAACGAUUAUUCAAUCAAGAUCAAUCAAAAUUAAAUAUUCCUUCAGAAUCAUCAAGUCGAGACAAAAAAUCAUCUUCAAUUCAGAGAAAAAAAAAUCAAAAUUCACGUCGAUCAUCAUCACAAUCGUAUAAUGUUCAAUUUGUUGUUUCAUUUAAUGAUGAAAAUAUUGAUGAUGAUGAUGACCCAGAUACUAUUGUCACAUCAGUUAAAGAAAAAAUAUCUGAAGCUAUAGCAGAUGUUGGUAAUGGUAUUAGUUUAAAAGUAAUAGAGAAAUGA
This is a messenger RNA of Adineta steineri, 1716 nucleotides long. NCBI's taxonomy places the organism in Eukaryota, Metazoa, Rotifera, Eurotatoria, Adinetida, Adinetidae. The record is from the annotation of a GenBank genome assembly.